Talaromyces amestolkiae is the source of this 2922-nucleotide messenger RNA. RefSeq lists its product as uncharacterized. The transcript has 3 exons. The coding region runs from base 1 to 2922 and encodes 973 amino acids. Gene Ontology annotation, cellular component: cytosol; extrinsic component of membrane; Atg1/ULK1 kinase complex. NCBI's taxonomy places the organism in Eukaryota, Fungi, Ascomycota, Eurotiomycetes, Eurotiales, Trichocomaceae. The record is from RefSeq and is a predicted model, not a curated record. Gene Ontology annotation, biological process: piecemeal microautophagy of the nucleus; protein localization to phagophore assembly site; mitophagy.
AUGCAUCAACAUCCACGAUCACCGUUGCCGGCAAGGCGGCCAAGCGUAUCCUCGCCGAGCUCAGCGAGAGCCGAUACUUCGAGAGACCAGGAUGACAAUCGUCCGCCAUCUGUACAGUUGUCGGACGCAACAAGAGGCCUAGGAAUUGACGCGGGAGCCGAAGUAUCGGCUCCCGCGAAAGAAGCCAUGGCAAAGCUCAGUCAAGUCAUAGCGAACUACCAUACUAAAGCCGCGCUUAUCAUACUCCAUGCAAGAGUCGACCUCCCCCCAACUUUCAGCAAAGGAUCCGACUCACCAAGAGUGAACCGUUGGUUUAAUGUAGAAUUGGACGAAACCGAUGAAUAUCGGGACAGCAUACGAAGGUGGAGGACAUGCGAUGCUACCGAUAACCGACCGCCGCCCAUGAUUAUUGAGACAUAUCUCGACGCAAAGUCCUUGACGAAUAGUCAAACCCUUGUCCUCAUAGACGAAAGCGGAAAACGCUGGGAUGUGGUGGGUGCCUUGGCAGCGUCGCAGAAUGCUUCGGUACGGGCCAGACCAAAGGAAGUCGUUCUGGAGAGAUGGAAGGUUGAACUCGGCGCGUCAUCAACAAGGCCGCCCCCUGACCUAGCUGCAAUUCUACCUACAGUUUACAAGAAGAGCAUUGUCUUAUUCCGAUCCUUGCAUUCCUAUGCGAAAUUAUUGCCGGCCUGGAAAGUUGUCAAACGAGCUGGAAUUAUGCGUAUUAACCCGGCUCUGAAGAUCAGAUAUCGAAUUCGUGAAGCUCGUGAAACCGACUUCAAUUCGAGCUCUGAUAGCUUGACGCUGUCUCUACAAUCGGGAAACGAGAAAGUUAUCGAGACCUAUUCCUUUGGUACGACCGAAUCGCCGGCCGGGCCCUUCUCCAUUCAAGUAGCCUAUCGCCUCAAUGUUGAUUUUAGAGUCGAUGAUUCAGAAUCACUUCUAAGUUCUCGAUUCAUGGGUGCGGAUGACAACUAUUUCCUCCCAUCACUACCCUCUGAAGAACCAAACAAAAUGCUAGCUCAAGAAUCAGGCUCCCUGCCCUUAGGGAGGAGAGGUUUUGCAGACCCCGAUCGUUCCCAGGCUUACGGUAGCCUCUCGACGUUCCACCAAGUUGGACCGAUAACGGGUGCUAGUCCCAUAUCGACAUUACGCGCCGUCCGAGACAUGGGUAGCACCUCACCCUCGUCAGCGUCUCCUCCGCGAAAACUACUUUCUGCUGCUAAAGUAGGCCCCGUAGGCCGCGUAGUUGGAGAGAGUAGCGGCGCUGUGGCCAGACGGCCUUCGAUAUCAAUCCAACCCUUUAAAGCUCCACCAUUAUCAGCAUCUCCAUCGCUCGUUGAUCCGCCACUCGGUGUGUCCCCUCGAACUAGUGGCAGUCGUACAAUAACAUCUUCGAGUUUGAGUGAUCCUCGUACUAUGCCGCCACCAACGGUGCCGGCUUCGGCAGGGCGAAAAAUAGGAUUUGAACAACCUAUUUUACCAUCCUCAGCUUCGGGCUCUCCCAAGCCUUCCUCUAUUUCAAGGUACAGCAGCUCCUUCAGCCAUCGGCGUGGAAGACUAUCAUCCGGCGGCACUACACGUAUCGACGAGGACAACAUAUCGAGCGGGAAAGCCAGUGCAGCGUCAUCCGGUGCGCCACCUGGUUCCGGCAUACUCGCAGAUCCCAGCGGUGCCAGCGGGGAUUCCUUACAUACAGACGACGACAAUAUCUCAGACUUCCUCAAAAUGCUUGACCUGAGAAAAGAUCUAUUGAGCCCUUCGAAGAAAGCUGCAGUUGAUGCUGCGACUCGUAGAACAUCUGCCGCACUAACUCGGUUUCAACGGAUGCGCGAUACUAAUGCUGCGCUUUCUGACUCCAUGUCCUCUUCGUUCCACCUUCACCGUUCGUCGAGCUCGUCAAGUCGACAGCUGUCCAGUGUUCCACCAAUGGUUGCUGGCACAUCGAUAUCCACAGCUUCGUCUCCUGGCAAACCAAUUUCUCCUCAUACCCCUCAUACGCCAGCUAUCCGCUCCCGGUUGAGUUCUAAUAAUAUCAUCACUAACGACAGAGAACGUGAUGCUUCUCCUCGACAAUCAGAUGUUGAACCGGAAGUCACUCCAAGUGACGAGACAGCAUAUCAUCCCACUCAACCAGGCGCCAAUGUAAUCGACAUCCCCACGUCUCCGAGCUCUGGUCUGCCGGCUUAUCGGCGUUCAAGUUCUGCUCACAGUCGACGUGUGAGUACGGGAGGCGCUGAUGACGAGGAAAUAUUUCCGUUUGGUAUGCGAAGUGUCUCUCUGGGCGAAGAUAGAACUCACCUAAGCCUAAGCGCUCGGAUGCGACAGCAAGACUACGAGUCCAUGGGUACUAAUACUGAACAGCAAAGCUCUGGAGCGACGCAACCAGCAGAUGACACCAGCAAUCCGGCAUUACAAACCUCAUACCCAUUGCGAGAAUAUGCGCAGCGUGGGGGGUACGGGUCUAGUGCUGCUAUCGCCACGUCUACAUCAUCGAACCACCCGUAUCAAGCCCGCUUCUCUCAUAGUCGAGGACGGGGCUCAUCCGGUGGACCACAAUCACACAGUUCUGCAUCUGGAAGCUUCCCACGAGGUAGUGCGAUACCAGCACAUCUCACGGAGCGUGAGCGUGACCGCGACAGCAAUACAAGCGGAAGCAAUAGUGUCACAUCACUCUUGGAGAACAGGCGCGGUGCCAGUCGUCGCUCUGGCUCUGGACGCCCUCCAGCUCAACAUACAACAAGUUUUGAGGAGGAUGAGCCACUACUUUUCGCAAUGAGUGAUUUUGGUGCCUCGCGGCGGAGCCUUGAGGAGGGUCGACGCAGUAGUGUCGGUGGUGAAUCGGGCACAGCCUCUGGAGGAUCCAGAAGAGGCAGUGGGCGUCGAGGAGCCGGAAUGCCUGGCUUCCAUCCCUGGCAAUAG